Molecule: messenger RNA, 1486 nt
Organism: Crotalus tigris (Tiger rattlesnake)
Lineage: Eukaryota; Metazoa; Chordata; Lepidosauria; Squamata; Viperidae
Gene: MTIF3
Product: mitochondrial translational initiation factor 3
Exons: 4
Coding region: 69-779 (236 amino acids)
Biological process (GO): mitochondrial translational initiation; ribosome disassembly
Cellular component (GO): mitochondrion
Molecular function (GO): ribosome binding; translation initiation factor activity
Source: RefSeq, a predicted model, not a curated record
AAUUACAGGAGUUCAACAUAUUGGGACAUCUGGUUAAACAAAGACUGCUCUAACUUCACAGGCGAUACAUGCACAAAACUUACAUAAUAAUGACGUCUUUAUACCUGAAGAAAUUAAUGGAUCUGGCUGGAAGGAAAGAAGUGAAUUCCAUAACUCGGUAUAUUGCCAGCUUCACAAUGCAGCCAGAGAAACAUACAGCAGUAGCUCAGGUUUGGCUAAAAGCAGUACACGAUAAGAAAGGCUCUUACAGUCGAGCAUUCUGUACAAAAGUCAUUGAAGAGAAAACAAAAAAGAAAAAUGCCAGAGAAAUAUUUGAAAGUGUGGGGAGGAGAAUCCCACACAACAAGAUACAACUAAUUGAUGAGAAUGGCGAAGACAUGGGAGAAAUGCAUAGGGCAAAUGUACUUCGCAUCAUGGAUGAAAGAGGGAUGAAUCUUGUCCUGUUGUCUGAGAAAACAGAUCCACCCAAGUAUAGACUAAUGACAGGAAAACAAAUUUAUGAAGAGCGCCUCAAAAUUAGAGAUGAGAAAGCCAGCCCCAAAGCAGGGCCUGUUCAACAGAAGAUCAUUAAAAUGUCCACAGUUACAGAGCAACACGAUUUCAGUACAAAAGUAAAACAAAUUCAAGAAUGGAUUGACAAGAAGUACCAUGUGAAAAUUAUGCUGCAUCAAAAAUCUAUUUCAGAUGGACCUGAAAAGAUGACAUGCAGAGGGACAAAAUAUUGGAAUCAUCCAACAUACACAUCCCAGCUGAGGUUUGAGCAUUCAUUAAUUCAGUAGUCGGGGCAAUUUUAGAGAACAUGACUAUCAUGAAUAAGAAUUGCCUGUACAACCCUUCCACAAGAGAAUCUUACUAGUUAUUAUACAGUUGCAAAAGAUUUGUAUCAGAGCAGAUAAUUUCAGAUAGAUUGAUCCAAUCAGAACUAGUACAUUGGGUCCAGAUCUGGACCAAAGUUGAAUUAUUCCAGAUAUGGACUGAAACACAGCUUUUACAUGCAAAAAUAUUUUGGAGAAAUAAUGAUUGGAAACAGCCAAAGACAUUGGUGAAGGAAAUAAAGGAGGAGCUAGGAAGAUCAUGGAAGUAUUUGGGCUAUUGGGACAUAUCAUAUUGAGAAAAGGGUAGAGAGGGCACAAUGGGCUGAUGAAGCCUGACCUACUUGCCAUAAAAUCAUUUCAGGAUCUCUGUAAGCUUUGUUCAGACUUAAGAACAAGAAAAUCUAUAUUUUGUUUAGCUGAGCCCAGAAGUACAAAAAUGUUCUGGAUUUUGUUUUGACCAAACCAUGACUUAUUCAGAGAAGUUCAGGAGAACUUCUGGAAUGCAGUGUGUUUCAUGUUCAAAAUUAUAUAUUUGUUCCGUUUUUCUAAGCUCCUACUAGUUAAGAAUGUGACUUACUUUUUUGUCCAACCUUUUCUUAUUAGGAUCGUGUAGUACCAUGUGCCUUAUGAGGCUUUGCUGUAAAGAAUAAAAAUAUUUUUAUGACCUGAAA